Messenger RNA from Capronia epimyces CBS 606.96, 2121 nucleotides. RefSeq names its product primary-amine oxidase. NCBI's taxonomy places the organism in Eukaryota, Fungi, Ascomycota, Eurotiomycetes, Chaetothyriales, Herpotrichiellaceae. Gene Ontology annotation, molecular function: copper ion binding; primary methylamine oxidase activity; quinone binding. The transcript is spliced from 3 exons. The coding region runs from base 1 to 2121 and encodes 706 amino acids. Gene Ontology annotation, biological process: amine metabolic process. The record is from RefSeq and is a predicted model, not a curated record.
AUGGCUGCUGUCACGCAAGGCUUCUCCGCCACGCCCUCGGCGGCCAAGUCGAGCGUGUUCCAUCCGCUGAGCCCAUUGACGGCUUCGGAGAUCACAACCACAGCUGACCUCAUCAGAUCGGUCUGGCCAUCCACUGUUGACCUGCGGUUCAAGGUCAUCACGCUGGACGAGCCGGCAAAGAAGCAGAUGGUCCUUUAUCUCGACGCGGAGCACAGCGGUCAACCUUUGCCUCAGAUUCCCCGCAAGGCCUUUGUCUCAUACUAUAUUCGCAACACAGACCGGUUCCACGAGGCUGUUGUCAACCUCUCCCGCGGCAAGGUCGAGAGCAAUGUCCGCCUGGGCCCCAACGUGCACGGCGCUGGAGACGCCGAGGAGAUUUUGCAAGUCGAGAAAAACGCCCUGGAAGAUGCGGGCGUCAAGGCCGCGCUGGCCAAGUUGAAACUACCUGAAGGCACCGUCGUCUGUGCUGACCCUUGGAUCUACGGCUCUGAUGGCGUCAACGACGACGAACGACUCUUCCAAGUGUUUUUGUACAUGCGUGACCCUGCCAAUCCCAGCGAACUGGACUCCAACCAUUAUGCCUUCCCUCUGCCCAUCUCGCCCGUGCUCGAGUGCAACAACUACUCGGUUAUCCGGAUCGACUACUUGCCCACGGGCGCGGAUAACACCAUCCACGAGCCACGGCCGUACGAGCCAGUACCGGCCAACGAAUACAUUCCGGAAGCGCAACCGUCGCUCCGCAAAGAUCUGAAGCCGCUGCGCGUGCUGCAGCCCGAAGGCGCCUCAUUCACCCUCACCCCUACCGGCGAGACCGGACAUGUGCUCGAGUGGCAGAAGUGGUCGUUCCGGGUCGGCUACAACCAGCGUGAAGGCAUGGUCUUGUACGACGUGCGCUACGACUCGCGGCCUCUGUUCUACCGGCUCUCGCUGUCAGACAUGAACAUCCCCUACGCCGACCCGCGCGCCCCGUACCAUAAGAAGGCGGCGUACGAUCUCGGUGACGUGGGCGCGGGCGCCAUGGCCAACAACCUCAAGUUGGGGUGCGACUGCCUAGGCCACAUCCAGUACUUGUCCGGCGUGCUGUCGGACGACAAGGGCCAGCCCGUUUACAUGGACAACUGCGUGUGCGUGCAUGAGCAGGACGCCGGGAUCGGCUGGAAGCACACCAACUACCGCACUGGUCGGGCGGCGAUUGUGCGCAACCGCGAACUGGUGCUGCAGAGCAUCAUCACCGUGUCCAACUACGAAUACAUCCUGGCCUUUAUGUUCAACCAGGCCGGCGAGGUGAUUUACGAGGUGCGCGCGACCGGCAUUCUGUCGACGCAACCCAUCGACCACGAGCUGGACAAGGUGGGCGUGCCGUUUGGCACGGUGGUGCACCCGGGCGUGCUCGCCGCGCACCACCAGCACAUCUUCUCGCUCCGCAUCGACCCCAUGCUGGAAGGCCACUCCAACCGACUGGUGUACGACGAGGCGCACCCGAUGCCCAUCGACAAGGACUGGAACCCGCACGGCGUCGGCUACACCGUGUCCGAGACGGUGGUGGAGCGGGCCGGCGGUCUGGACCUCGACUCGGACGUGAACCGCGUGUUCAAAAUCCAGAACCCGAACGUGCUGAACCCGGUCAACGGCAAGCCCGUCGCGUACAAGAUCCACGCGCCGCCCUUCCAGAAGAUGCUGGCCCACCCGUCCUCCUUCCACUUCAAGCGCGCCGAGUUCGCCGACCACAACAUCUACGUCACCACCCACCGCGACCGCGAACUCUUCGCCGGCGGCUGGUACACCAACCAGUCGCGCGGCGGCACCGGCGUGCGCAGCUUCGCCGCCCGCAAGGACAACGUCAAGGACACCGAUCUGGUCGUCUGGCUGCAGUUCGGCAUCAACCACGUCCCGCGCAUCGAGGACUUCCCCGUCAUGCCGUGCGAGAUCCUCAAGGUCAGCCUCAAGCCCGUCAACUUCUUCGACAAGAACCCCGCACUCGACGUCCCGCCCUCCGAGCAGGCCUUCAACCAGUCCACCCUGGUGUCUAGCCUGCAGCACCACCAGCCUGCCCUGGAGACCACUGUCGGCAAGGACGCCUGCUGCUCUCCGGCCGACCUGCCGGGGAAGAGCAAGUUGUGA